AUGUCUCUAACAUAUCCAGAGGGGGAGUGCUUCUUCAAGCGAGCAGCCUUGACUACCUCUACCUAUACUGCCGAGAAACCAGGGCAUUUCUAUGCCCACAUAAUAGUAGAGUAUAUAUGGAAUAGGCCGGCAUUCUAUGGCCCCGACAGCUUGAACAAAUACGACCUCCAUUACCAUCCGCGUGCCGCAUAUAAAGCGGUAAAAGGUGAUCUCUGGGACAGCAACUAUGGAAACUGGGACAGCAUCUCGCUGUUAUAUGGUAAAAAGCCUUACAAUGACCGAUACCGGCAUGCAAAACACGAUCUGUGUGUCAGCGGAAAUCGCUUUCGAGAUCAGGAGAAAGGUGGCUCUCUUGAGUCAUGGUUUAUGGUGAUGCCAAUGCCACUCUUAGUGAAAGGAGAAGAGUGGGUUCUUAUUGAUCGUACGGCCUGUAUCCGUGCAAUUUAUAUCCCAGUCGCGCAGCAGACCUCGGAGGAUUACCCGGAAUUGUGCACGUUCCUCCAGGUCAGUUUUGCGAUCAGAAGGGAUGCCAGCAUCAUGACGUAUCCUGAGAUAUGGAAUGCGGAUGGUCGGAACUAUAUCGUGGUCGACCGCGAAGAAACCUUCCCCUUGGAUCCUACUCUCGGCCUGCUACCGGAUGGAAGGUGGGCACUAGCAAUAAACAUCCGCAAGCUAGUCAAUUUGCUUUCCUUGCCACGCCAACUUCGAGGCCAUGAUUGCUUUUCGUCCCGUAGCAUCGUGAUGGUGGAUCGGAAGUUGACGCCGACAACGGGGGCUGCACAGAACUUUUCCAGCUCGGCAGAUUUGAGUUGGACAACUGUUGCCGGUGCGAACUACGGGCUGUCACUUCAGUGGAAGCCCCCACAGGCUACCAUGUGGCUUGCUGACUUUAUUAAAAAUAGUCUUACGGUAGCCAUUGGCUUUAUUCCUGUGAUCGGGCCUCUCGCGGCAGUUUGUUUCCCAUUGGCAUGGACUGCCAUCGCCGAUCCUGCAAGUUUCGAGAAUACACUGAGAUCGCUUAUCCCUAUCGCAGAUUUGGCUUUCUAUGUCUCUGAGGAAAUCAAGAAAAGUGCCAAGGAGCAGAAGGUGUACUUGCCCGAGGGAUGGGCUACUAAUGCCGGUGGUGUCUUCGGGUUUGCACCCAGCGUGGCACGUUCUGGGACUCAACCUGCAACUCAGCCUGCGACCACCUUGAAACAAGCUCCAGUGAAGCCCCCAGCUCCAGAGGUGGUCAAGAAAAUUGAAUCUAUCAGGAAUUUCAAAUAUUGGUCACUUAUGAAACCCGUAUCGGCAACUGCUGCGGCACCUACCACAACAAAGUCUAAGUUGCCAGAGGCAGCUGCGCCUCCCAGUAUAAAGACGGUGAAAGAAGUAUCUAUCGUACCUGAAGUACCCUUGAAGGCACCUCCGAAGCUUUCUCUCGAUGAAUUGAAACCUAGUGCGUCAUUUCAACUAGCUGGUCAGGCUCUGCUCAAUUCUGGAGAUACCUUGGCCGUGACGGGUAGUGAGGACGAUGUCGUGGGAGAAAUCCUUGAAGAGAUUCUUCCUCAUGUAUCAGGCGAACCUGAAGAGCCUUCCGUGAAUAUUUAUGACUGGCUAAAUGAAUAUUUUGGUGAAGACCUAGAUUUUGAGGAGGAGGAGGGAGAGGGAGAGGAGGAGGAUUUGUAG
Messenger RNA from Aspergillus pseudotamarii, 1668 nucleotides. RefSeq lists its product as uncharacterized. Lineage: Eukaryota; Fungi; Ascomycota; Eurotiomycetes; Eurotiales; Aspergillaceae. The transcript is spliced from 2 exons. The coding region runs from base 1 to 1668 and encodes 555 amino acids. The record is from RefSeq and is a predicted model, not a curated record.